AUGCGUCCUAUCUUGUGUGUGUGCAUCACCGUGUGUGCACCCCCGUGUGUGCACCCCCGUGUGUGCACCCCCGUGUGUGCACCCCCGUGUGUGCACGCCCGUGUGCGCAUCCCCGUGUGCGCAUCCCCGUGUGCGCAUCCCCGUGUGCGCAUCCCCGUGUGCGCAUCCCCGUGUGCGCAUCCCCGUGUGCGCAUCCCCGUGUGCGCAUCCCCGUGUGUGCAUCCCCGUGUGUGCAUCCCCGUGUGUGCAUCCCCGUCUCACCCACCUGCAGUGCGCAUGUACCAGCUCACCCACCUGCAAGUGCGCAUGUACCAGCUCACCCACCUGCAAGUGCGCAUGUAUCAGCUCACCCACCUGCAAGUGCGCAUGUACCAGCUCACCCACCUGCAAGUGCGCAUGUACCAGCUCACCCAGCUGCAAGUGCGCAUGUACCAGCUCACCCAGCUGCAAGUGCGCAUGUACCAGCUCACCCAGCUGCAAUUGCGCAUGUACCAGCUCACCCAGCUGCAAGUGCGCAUGUACCAGCUCACCCAGCUGCAAGUGCGCAUGUACCAGCUCACCCAGCUGCAAGUGCGCAUGUACCAGCUCACCCAGCUGCAAGUGCGCAUGUACCAGCUCACCCACCACUCAUCCACACUCUGCCACGCAAACUUGCAUCCCUUUUCCCCAUCCAACCCGCUUCCUCCACUCUCUUGGUGUCUCUCACUCCGUCAGUGCCAAUCUCGUGUCCCUGUGCUUGCCUCUAUCCUCGUGUCCCUGUGCUUGCCUCUAUCCUCGUGUCCCUGUGCUUGCCUCUAUCCUCGUGUCCCUGUGCUUGCCUCUAUCCUCGUGUCCCUGUGCUUGCCUCUAUCCUCGUGUCCCUGUGCUUGCCUCUAUCCUCGUGUCCCUGUGCUUGCCUCUAUCCUCGUGUCCCUGUGCUUGCCUCUAUCCUCGUGUCCCUGUGCUUGCCUCUAUCCUCGUGUCCCUGUGCUUGCCUCUAUCCUCGGUCUCAUCUCUCGUCUCUCAUCUCGCAUCACGGCAGUGGAGCAGGCCACGCCAAUUGUCUUCAAGCUCGCCAUCGUUCUCCUGCAGGUAUCUUCCCUCUUACCUCCUCGCACCUCGCACCUCAUCCCACCUCCUACCAUCUCUUGCCAUGCAUCUCUCACCCACUUCCCAUCACCCACCUCUCCUCUCCUCCCACAAAUCCCCUCAUACUUCCCAUUCUCCUCCCCCCGUCCCUUUCCCCUGCUCUUCCUCCCAGUUCCCCCCCCCUGUCCCCUCCCCCCGACCCCUCCCCCGGUCCCCUCCCCCUUUCAACUUCCCACAUCCCCUCCCACACCAGUGCCUAAGAGCCUUCCUUCAGCUCUGCCUGCACUCCUGUCUCCUGCGGUGAGCGAGGAGGAGAUGGAGGAGCUGGUGUGCAAGGCCGUGCGGGUGGAGCUGGUGUGCAAGGCCGUGCGGGUGGAGCUGGUGUGCAAGGCCGUGCGGGUGGAGCUGGUGUGCAAGGCCGUGCGGGUGGAGCUGGUGUGCAAGGCCGUGCGGGUGGAGCUGGUGUGCAAGGCCGUGCGGGUGGAGCUGGUGUGCAAGGCCGUGCGGGUGGAGCUGGUGUGCAAGGCCGUGCGGGUGGAGCUGGUGUGCAAGGCCGUGCGGGUGGAGCUGGUGUGCAAGGCCGUGCGGGUGGAGCUGGUGUGCAAGGCCGUGCGGGUGGAGCUGGUGUGCAAGGCCGUGCGGGUGGAGCUGGUGUGCAAGGCCGUGCGGGUGGAGCUGGUGUGCAAGGCCGUGCGGGUGGAGCUGGUGUGCAAGGCCGUGCGGGUGGAGCUGGUGUGCAAGGCCGUGCGGGUGGAGCUGGUGUGCAAGGCCGUGCGGGUGGAGCUGGUGUGCAAGGCCGUGCGGGUGGAGCUGGUGUGCAAGGCCGUGCGGGUGGAGCUGGUGUGCAAGGCCGUGCGGGUGGAGCUGGUGUGCAAGGCCGUGCGGGUGGAGCUGGUGUGCAAGGCCGUGCGGGUGGAUCUUGUGUGCAAGGCCAUGCGGGUGAAUCUGCCCUUUGAGAGCCUGCUGCGACCCACUCCCCACACCGUGCUGCGACCCACUCCCCACACCGUGCUGCCUCUGCACGUGCAUCGAAACACAUUCACUCCCUUCCUCUCCACCUGCACUCCCUAUCUCAGUACGAUCUGCUGGCAAGGGGAGGCGGCAGCGGCAGCAAGGGACGUGCAGGCAGCAAGGGACGUGCAGGCAGCAAGGGACGUGCAGGCAGCAAGGGACGUGCAGGCAGCAAGGGACGUGCAGGCAGCAAGGGACGUGCAGGCAGCAAGGGACGUGCAGGCAGCAGCAGAGGCGAGUGAGGCGGCAGCGCUGUCGUGA
Molecule: messenger RNA, 2340 nt
Organism: Closterium sp. NIES-65
Lineage: Eukaryota; Viridiplantae; Streptophyta; Zygnematophyceae; Desmidiales; Closteriaceae
Source: the annotation of a GenBank genome assembly